Molecule: messenger RNA, 990 nt
Organism: Penicillium manginii
Lineage: Eukaryota; Fungi; Ascomycota; Eurotiomycetes; Eurotiales; Aspergillaceae
Exons: 1
Coding region: 1-990 (329 amino acids)
Source: RefSeq, a predicted model, not a curated record
AUGUCUACCAAGUUCGAACGCUCUGUACUUGUCACCGGCGGCACUUCUGGUCUGGGGUACGAAUGUGCAUUGAACAUCGCCCGCAAAUAUCCAGAGUAUCAGAUCAUCAUUGCCGCGAGAUCAGAUGCAAACUCCUCAGCCGAAACAAUCAACAAGACUCUCUGCCAAAACAAUGCUCAAUUCCUUCCCCUCGAUUUACUACAACUUUCCAAGGUCCGCUCAUUUGCCUCGGAUUGGGAAUCUCGUGAUUUCCCGCCAAUCCAAUCAAUGGUUCUGAACGCAGCCUUGCAAUUCCCUGGCCCUGUCGAAUAUUCCGAUGAUGGCUUCGAAAAGACGUUUGCCGUCAGCCACAUUGGCCACGCCCUCCUCCUAUCCCUUUUGCGACCUCACCUCGCCGAUACCGCUCGUAUAGUCAUCGUAUCGAGUGGAACGCACGACCCCCUGCAAGAUACCGGCAUGCCCGACGCCAUCUACAACACUGCCGAAGAGCUUGCUCAUCCUACCCCGGAAUCGGCAAAGGCAAACGGUCGCCAGCGCUAUACUAGCACCAAGUUGGCCAACGUCCUAUACACGUACGCUCUGGGUCGCCGCUUUGAGGCUAUCAACAAGCGAUACGGAAAGAAGUGGACAGUCACUGCGUUUGAUCCUGGUUUGAUGCCCGGGACGGGAUUGGCAAGGAAGGCAAGCACCAUUGAGAAAUUCCUUUGGUCGCGGGUUUUGCCUCACAUUCUGCCGCUCUUGCGCCUUGUGAUGUCUCCCAAUGUUCAUACUGUGCAGGAAUCUGGGAAAGCACUUGCCAGACUGGCGGUUGGUUUGGAUGUUGAGGGGUCUAGUGCGGUGUACUAUGAGGGUAUGAAGGUUAUCGAGUCUAGCGAAGUGAGCCAUGAUCAGGCGAAGCAGGAUGAUUUGUGGGAGUGGACAGUGGGAACUUUGGCUGCUGAUGAUAAGGAGAAGAGAUUGUUUGAGUUUGGUGACCUUCAAGUUGUUUGA